Penicillium argentinense is the source of this 1362-nucleotide messenger RNA. Its product is annotated as carbohydrate-binding module family 48 protein. The coding region runs from base 1 to 1362 and encodes 453 amino acids. Gene Ontology annotation, biological process: signal transduction. Gene Ontology annotation, cellular component: nucleus; nucleotide-activated protein kinase complex; cytoplasm. The transcript is spliced from 3 exons. Gene Ontology annotation, molecular function: protein kinase binding. Lineage: Eukaryota; Fungi; Ascomycota; Eurotiomycetes; Eurotiales; Aspergillaceae. The record is from RefSeq and is a predicted model, not a curated record.
AUGGGGACUUUUACAUUCCAAUGGCCUUACGACGCGAACGAGGUGUUCGUGACCGGCACCUUCGACGAUUGGGGUAAGACGGUGAAACUGGACCGAGCGGGCGACAGCUUUGCGAAGACCGUCUCCGUCCCCACCGGCAAGAAGAUCCAAUACAAGUUUGUGGUGGACGGUAUCUGGACCACUGACAACCGCGUGCGCGAAGAGAACGACGGAGACGACAACAUCAACAACGUCCUGCUACCUGAAGAGAUCCAGGACGACACCCCGGCCCCGACGACCAACGCUACCAUGUCUGGCGUCACCCCCGACUCCACUACCGCCGCCCUGGCUGCGGGCGUUCCUAAGGAGCAAACGAAUGGAAACCUGCCCGGCACCUUCCCCGAGACGCCGGGACAAGAGUCCGAGCAAACGCUAUCUGUGAACCCAAUCCCGGCCUCGGGUGGCUACGGCAACCCGAUCAAGCUGAACCCUGGUGAAAAGGUUCCCGACCCUAGCACGAUCAAUGACAACACCGUGGAGUCGACCGUCAAGCUCGACCAGGAAUCGUAUGAAAAGGGUUCGAGCGUGCCGCUGGGAAGCGCCGGCACCCAGAGUGAUACGGCCGGCUCCAGCUCCUUUGCUGUGCCGCCUGUGACCAAGAACCUCAUCCCCGAGUCCAGCUUGCCUACCGGUGGCCCUGCGCAGCGAGCCGCCGCCGCCGAUCAAGAGCCUCAACACGCUGGUGGCCCUUCCCAACAGGCCGCCAUGGCCGACCCCGGUUACACCAUUCAGUCAGCCGCUCCCACUUCGACGACCGCCGCUCUCGCCGCCGACGUUCCCCUGGAGAAGAACAAGAAGACCAACGGUACCGAGCCGGUGGAGGAUAUUCCUGAAAGGGUGAAGGAAUCGAUUGCCGAAGCCCACAAGGACCCUGAGGCUGCGGCCAACAAGGAGGCCGUUGAGGAGAAGAAGAAUGUGGAACAGGAGCUGCAGAAUAAGGUGGAUGUGGACGAGUCUGCCGGCACCCCGGCCCCGACUGCCACGGCGGCCACCACUGCGACUGCGCCCGGUCAGGGUCUCGUCGUUCCCGUCAUCGACUCUUCCGAUGUCUCUCCUACCUCGACUCCUCCCCCGGGUCUGGCGAACCCCGGUCCUGCUCCCACUUCUGCCCCGGCGACCGAGAACCAGACUGCCCCUACUGUGACUACCGGCCCGGAGACCACCUCGACCGACCCUGUGAGUAGCGCGAAGCCCGAGCAACCCUCCAACGGCCACAGUGCUCCUGCGACCAAGAGCAGCGAGGGCAGCGGCAACACCAAGGAUGAGAAGAAGAAGAAGCGUCUGAGUGGAUUUUUCAGUAAGCUCAAGGAAAAGCUCAAGUAG